Caenorhabditis bovis is the source of this 1302-nucleotide messenger RNA. Lineage: Eukaryota; Metazoa; Nematoda; Chromadorea; Rhabditida; Rhabditidae. The record is from the annotation of a GenBank genome assembly.
AUGUCAUCCACCUCAAAGGCGUUCAUUAAUAUUCAUCAACUCGGAUUCGUGUUCUUCUUCAAUUUCUUCUCAUUCUUCACAUUAUCAUCGCUAACCCAAACCUUAGUUGAAGAAUUAUCGAAGAGCCAGAACAUCAGUAAACACGCCGGUUAUUUCUGUGGAUUCCUCAUUUAUUUGAUAUUCUCUCUUGGCCAUAUUGUGGCCACUCCAAUCGUUGACUAUAUCACACCGAAAUGGUCAAUUGUCUCCGGAAUUUUCGGCUACGCAUUAUACGAGCUCUCAUUCUUGAUAAUCAAUGAGCCAUUUAUGUAUUUCACCGCAGCCAUGGCCGGAUUCUCGGGAUCACUAUUAUGGACUGGACAGUUCGAUUAUCUUGCACAAAAUUGUCAGCCGAAUACGUUGGACAAAAACUCUUCAACACUCUGGGGACUUACACAAAUAUCACUCAUAUUCGGCGGAAUAUAUUUACUAAUCAUUUAUCGAUUUGCGCCAGGCGAUUCGUAUGAUAUGUCAUUGAUCCGAUUUAUUCUACUAUCAUUUCUCGCAUGCACAAUCAUCAGUUUCAUUAUAGCCGUGUUCCUCGAAAAGCCUGCAUAUAAGGCCGAGAAAUACAACGUUCCAUACUUUCAACAUUUAACUGAAAUCGGCAAGGUUUCUUUACAUCGCAACCUGCUUCUCCUUUUAUUCACAUUUCUGUACACGGGAUUCGAGCUCUCAUUCUUUUCAGUGGUAUAUCCCACAAUGAUAUCAUUCACAACCGCAUUAGGCAACAAUCGUGAUUUGAAUGCAAUAUCCGUGGUUUGUGUUGGCAUCGGUUCGAUUACAGGAUGUGCGUUAUUGUCAAUAAUGGGUGAACGGGUCCGCGCGUUCGGCCGGAAGAAUAUGGUCCUCCUUGGAUUCAUUGUUCACAUUUCCAGCUUCAUUCUUAUAUUCUUCUCAUUCCCCGACGACUCCCCUCUAUCGGUGACAAACGAAAUCGGCUACAUCUCACCUCAGCCAGUUGUGGUCAUUCUGAUCGGAAUUUUACUCGGCAUCGGUGAUACGAUAUUCAAUAUGCAGUGCUACACAAUCAUCAGUGAUAUCUAUGAGCACGUGAAUCGAAUUGAGGCGUUCGCAGUCUACAGAUUCUAUCAAUCAAUCGCGAGUUGCAUCGCAAUGUUUUACUCCUCAUAUUUUUCAUUGAAAUAUCAUAUGGUGAUAUUGGCAUUUUUCUCAAUAGCAUCGGUGGUGACUUUUUUCCAAAUACGGGUGCCAAAUUCAAUUCAGAAGACUCAGAGUUCUCAACUCGAAAUCGUUUCUUAA